AACUCGAGUGAAUUAACGCAAAAUGAAUGUUAUUCUUUCGGCAACCCUUCUUUUCCUUCUAAUCAACGGUCCAUUUUAUGUGGAAUGUGUGUUACCACUUGUAAUAAACACAUGGCCGUUCACAAAUGCAACAGAAAAGGCUUGGAGUGUAAUCAAUGGAGGUCAAUCUACACUAGAUGCUGUGGAGGAAGGCUGUACAGUAUGUGAGGUACAGCAAUGUGACGGCACUGUGGGGUAUGGUGGAAGCCCUGAUGAGUUUGGAGAAACUACCCUGGAUGCAAUGAUUAUGGAUGGGGAUACGCAUACAGUUGGUUCUGUGGGUGGACUUCGUCGUAUUAAGAGCGCCAUCUCGGUAGCAAGGGCAGUCAUGAUGUACACAACAGAGACUCUACUUGUGGGCGAAUCAGCCACCAAAUUUGCAAUUGAGAUGGGAUUUCAGCAAGAAAACCUAACAACCAACAGAUCAAGAUCAAUAUGGGAGGAAUGGCAAAAAGCAAAUUGCCAACCAAACUACAGACAGAAUGUCUCUCCCGACCCUUCAGGGUCAUGCGGCCCAUACACUCCGGUGAACGCCAAUGCUCUGAAGACAUCAACUAGAGAGCGCUAUAACAGUGAUAUCAACAAGAAUAAUCAUGACACAAUCGGAAUGAUUGUAAUCGACUCCAAUGGACGUAUCGCUGGGGGUACAUCCACGAAUGGCGCCAAUCACAAAGUACCAGGGAGAGUAGGGGAUUCCCCUAUCACUGGGUCAGGUGCCUAUGUAGAUCGAGAUGUGGGCGGGGCAGCAGGAACUGGUGAUGGGGACGUGAUGAUGCGGUUUUUACCAAGCUAUCAGGUUGUAGAGAAUCUAAGGAAUGGGAUGUCACCUGACAAGGCGUGUCAGUCAGCCCUUCAGAGAAUCAUCAAAUAUCACCCAGACUUUAGUGGUGCUCUUAUAGCCGCCACCAUCGAUGGGCAAUAUGGUGCAGCUUGUCACGGUUUUUCAUCUUUUCAUUAUUCAGUGAGGAAUCCGUCCAUGUCUUCAGUACAAGUCCUAGAGGUUCCUUGCUCAUCAGCCUCUAAUAACCACUUGUAAGAUACUAAUCUCUGUUCUGAAAGGACAGUUUCUGUUUCGCUUGACGAUCAUCAUCAGCAUCAUCUGUAGCAGAUUUUAUCAUCAAUUUAAAUAUUUCCACUUCAUCACAGUUUGUUUACAAUUGUCAGCUGAUUUUACUACACAACCAUCAAUUGCUUUUCAUAUACCGUAAGCAUAAUCAACAGACCAGCAUUUCGUUUGAUAUCAUCACUUUUGUUCACUGCUGGUCAGCCUAUUCAACAUUGUGACUCAAUAGAAUAUAAAUCAGGCAAGCUCACCCGUUGCUCCAAUAUCUCCACUACUGUACCCUAGUAGAUGUUUUGGUGUCAUGGCAACAGCUGGCCAAUCAAGAGACAGUCUGGAGAAAGGUCACGGCACAAUUUAGUAGAUUUUUUUUCCUUGUGCAUUCAUCUUAAGCUCGGUCACAAAUGCCAUUACGAACUGCUACGAACGC
This is a messenger RNA of Strongylocentrotus purpuratus (purple sea urchin), 1529 nucleotides long. It is a transcript of the gene aga, whose product is annotated as N(4)-(Beta-N-acetylglucosaminyl)-L-asparaginase. Gene Ontology annotation, cellular component: lysosome. Bases 23 to 1075 code for a protein of 350 amino acids. Gene Ontology annotation, molecular function: N4-(beta-N-acetylglucosaminyl)-L-asparaginase activity. The record is from RefSeq and is a predicted model, not a curated record. The transcript is spliced from 10 exons. Gene Ontology annotation, biological process: protein deglycosylation. NCBI's taxonomy places the organism in Eukaryota, Metazoa, Echinodermata, Echinoidea, Camarodonta, Strongylocentrotidae.